Mucor velutinosus is the source of this 1911-nucleotide messenger RNA. RefSeq names its product Glycoside hydrolase, 38 vacuolar alpha mannosidase. Lineage: Eukaryota; Fungi; Mucoromycota; Mucoromycetes; Mucorales; Mucoraceae. Gene Ontology annotation, molecular function: RNA endonuclease activity. The record is from RefSeq and is a predicted model, not a curated record. Gene Ontology annotation, cellular component: nucleus. Gene Ontology annotation, biological process: snRNA processing. Bases 1 to 1911 code for a protein of 636 amino acids. The transcript is spliced from 3 exons.
AUGCCCAUUGAAGUAGUGCCAUUAGGAGCAGGACAGGAUGUUGGAAGAAGUUGCAUCCUAGUCACCAUUGGGGGUAAAAACAUCAUGCUUGAUUGCGGCAUGCACAUGGGCUAUCAAGACGAAAGACGAUUUCCAGACUUUAGCUACAUAUCCAAGACUGGCAACUACUCUGACAUUUUAGACGCUGUCAUUAUCUCUCAUUUUCACCUGGAUCACUGUGGCGCUUUGCCGUUUUUCACUGAAAUGUGUGGAUACGAUGGCCCUAUCUACAUGACACACCCCACCAAAGCCAUUUGUCCCAUAUUGCUAGAGGAUUACAGAAAGAUUACUGUCGAGCGAAAGGGCGAAACCAACUUCUUUACCUCGGCCAUGAUCAAAAACUGCAUGAAAAAGGUGAUUCCCAUCAAUUUGCACCAGACACUCAAAGUAGACGACGACAUUGAGAUCAAGGCAUACUAUGCUGGACAUGUGCUGGGUGCUGCUAUGAUCUACAUUCGAGUGGGCCAAGAGUCGCUUGUCUACACGGGCGAUUACAAUAUGACGCCGGAUCGACAUUUGGGCAGUGCCUGGAUCGAUAAAGUGAGACCUGAUGUCUUGAUUACCGAGAGCACGUAUGCGACCACCAUCCGUGAUUCAAAGCGUUCCCGUGAGCGAGACUUUCUAACAAAGGUGCAUGACUGUGUGGCCAAUGGUGGUAAUGUCAUUAUCCCUGUGUUUGCCUUGGGUCGUGCACAAGAGCUGUGUAUCUUGAUUGAAUCCUACUGGGAUCGUAUGGGUCUGGACGUGCCCAUCUACUUUUCCACUGGACUUACUGAGAGAGCAACCGAGUUUUACAAGCUAUUCAUCAAUUGGACAAAUCAAAAGAUCAAGUCCACCUUUGCACAGAGAAAUGCGUUUGACUUCAAGCACAUCAAGGCGUGGAAAAAAGAGUACUUGGACAACAAGGGCCCCAUGGUGCUAUUUGCUACACCGGGCAUGCUGAAUGCGGGUACGUCGCUGCAGGUAUUUACCAAGUGGGCACCUGAUCCAAAGAACAUGGUGAUUAUGCCGGGAUAUUGUGUCGCUGGCACAGUCGGUGCCAAGGUGUUGCUGGGACAGAAGCUCAUUGAAGUCGAUAAAUUCACGCAGAUACAAGUCAACUUGCAAGUAAGAAACCUCUCCUUCAGUGCACAUGCAGACGCCAAAGGUAUCAUGCAACUGAUUCGCAUGUGUGAGCCCAGAAACGUGGUGUUGGUACAUGGCGAACGUGGAAAGAUGGACUUUUUGAGAAGCAAUAUCAUGAAGGAGUUUGGUAUAGCCUGUUACAUGCCUGCCAAUGGCUGCAGUAUAAAGAUGGAGACCAGCAGAGCACUCGAAGCCAAAAUCAGCACAGACCUUCUGAAAUCUCUGCUGAAUAAUAGCAACAAGAUACCCUCCUCAGCGACAGCGCCAUCCAGACCAAAUACAUCAGUGCCGAUCAAUGCCACGUUGUUGAUGCAUUUCAACAACAACGCUAAUAAACAACAGCAGCAGCAGCAACAACAACAGCAACAAACAGCGCCUUCUAUUGAAAUUGUGAAAUCAGACGCAUUUGCAAGCACUGAAAAACAACAGCAACAACAACGCCGAGAGCUGUAUUUCCAAGUAGAAAAAGGAUUUCAAAUUUCUACACUGCUAUCCGACAUGGCACACACAGAAUCCAUUACAGAAGACCUUCAGCGAAGAGUACUGGAUCUACUGCAAGUCGCAUUAGCAAGAACUGUAGGCCAAACGUGCUCCAUUGAACGCCAAACUGCUAGCAUCAUUGUGCGAAGUGUAUCACUAUGGCUUCAGAAUGUGCAGACGGUGUGUGUAAAGUGGAGUUUUGAAGAUGAAGAUCUGGCUAGUUUUAUAUUGGGCACAGUGAAUACGGUACUGUAUGAUCAAGCAUAG